This is a messenger RNA of Brugia pahangi, 429 nucleotides long. Lineage: Eukaryota; Metazoa; Nematoda; Chromadorea; Rhabditida; Onchocercidae. The record is from the annotation of a GenBank genome assembly.
AUGGAAUUUAAUAAAGUGCGUCUGAGUUUUCUCAAUUUGGUUUGGUUCAAUGCUCUCUUUAUGAAUUAUGAAUUUCCUACUGCUUACUCGGUGUUUGUUUUGCAUACACUUUAUCUAAAGCAUCGGCCAGCUCGUCCGCAAGCGUUUCUAGAAAUACUGUAUGACCAAACAAUUAUAACUUAUUCAAGUAAUAAACUAAUAAUUUAUAGGGAUCUCUGGCCGAUUAAUACUGAAAAUGUCGAUGAUUUUGACAUGUCACUGAUUCGUGUAACUGCUCGUAGGAAGUUCUAUAAAUCGGCUAUUCAAACAUUACAGCAAAUCAGUUCAUAUUUCAACCCAGUAUCAAAACUUGCAGCGUUAGCGGAUACAUUCACGGAAAUUGGAACGGUUAGUUUCUUGCUGUUAUACCGUUUUGUAGUUUCUCAAUGA